Molecule: messenger RNA, 1371 nt
Organism: Closterium sp. Yama58-4
Lineage: Eukaryota; Viridiplantae; Streptophyta; Zygnematophyceae; Desmidiales; Closteriaceae
Source: the annotation of a GenBank genome assembly
AUGGGAGUUUACCUUUUACUCUUCGCCUCGCACAUCAUGCCGGCGGAUCCCAUCUCGGAUCAGAGCUUUGCGGUGAAGGCGGCUUUCCGGAUGAAUACGAAGGUGCAGAUGGGGCCAGGCCUUUGGAGGCUUCCUGCGUACAUGAUCGGGAGGCCAGGGGUCAGAAAGGUCAUCGAAGCAGUGGAGAAGCAGGUAGCAGCUAACGGUGAUGAUUUCGAGUUGCUGAUAUCAAGGCUGAACGCCGGGCUUAUAGCGUAUGCGACGGAGGAAAGGAAGCACAUUUGGGUUAUGAUGGCUCACCUUCAGCACACGGUAGCCGACUUGAAGCAGGCCUGGCUGGGUGACCCGAGUUGUGCUCGGCUGAAGGAGUUGCUGGACGAAAGGGAGGCGCAGCUGAAAAGCUAUUGGCUGGCAUGGCAGGAGAGGCAUCAUGUGAUGGCUGGAAUGAACGAGGAGGUCAUGGGGGAGGUGGCGUCCCCGCACCUGUCUGCGAAAAUCAAGUACAGGAAAGAAAAUACACAGAUUAAGGAGUUAAGCGCCGGAGGGGUUCUGAUCACUGAAAACAAGGAGAUCCUGGGCGUGGCUUCUCAAUCAGAAAAGGAGGUGCAGCGGGCCUUCCAUUCGAUGGCGAAGAACAAGGCUUCGGGCAGAGACGGGCUGCCUAAAGAACUGUUUGAGGAGCACUGGGACGUCCUGGGCAAGCAUUUCAUGGUUUUGGUGGAAAGUUUCACCGCGUCCUCGUCGAUACCUGCAAGCACGAAGGAUGUGGUCACCAUCCUGUUACACAAGAAGGGAGGCCGAAAUCAAAUCGAGAACUACAGGCCGAUUACUCUCCUGAGUUUCACUUACAAGGUGCUGGCAAGGGUGGUCCCGGAUAGGAUGAAAAGAGUUCUACAUGAAGUGAUCUCACCGGAGCAGUACAGCUUUCUGCCAGGGCGGAGGCUGUCUGAUGCAGUGGGGCUAGUCGCGGACGUGAUUGAUGCCGCCAAGAACAAGGAGAAGGAUUGGUAUCUCCUGCUGGUGGACUUCAGGAAAGUGUUUGAUUCGGUCUCGAUGAACUACUUGUUCAUGGUGCUGGAGAGGAUAGGCUUUCCCAGCAGGUUUGUCGGCUGGAUCAGGGGCCUGCACGAGGGUACACAAACGAGGUUGUUAGUUAAUGGCUGGCUCGGUGAAGCAGUGGAGGUGGUGUUGGGGGUGACAGGGCUGCCCGCUAGCGCCUUACCUUUUCUUAUUUGCCGUGGAACCGCUGGCGCAGGCAACUACAACCCGGAAGUCGGGCCUCACUGGGGGGGAGCAGCGGCUGGCCUACUUGGGGUAUGCCAACGACACGACGCUCCUGCUGCAGGGGGAGGAUCAGAUUGCGGAAGCUGA